AUGGGAUUCCGCAUCGGCACGCCGCUUUACGCAUUUGCGUGCGUCUAUUUAUUUGUCCUCACCCUUCGGGGCGCGCAUUGUCAGAGACACCCGGCGCCUCCUCAAGGGAAUAACCCAGGGGGCGCACUCCGGCAGACGCUACAGUGGUCUCACAAUGGCAAUAUUUUCAGCAUUUUAAGCCAGGGUGCCGAAUAUCAGCCGGCCAGGCGUCGCGGCUCGCCGCAGGAACAAGUGCAGCAAAGGCCGAUCACCAUCAUCAGCGACGCCAAGCAGCCGGCGCGGGACACCCCGGAGCAGCGGCCCGCAGCGCUGCCCGCCGCGCUCCAGCGGCUUGUGAGGGGCAGAGAGCACCGCCAGGGCCAGGGCCAGGAGCCCCCGUCGGGCGAUCGGAGGAAUGACACCCAUGCUAAAGUGACCGUCAGCCCGCCGCAACCCAAGAGGGAAGACAUGAUGGUCGCCGACGACCCCUAUGACCCGUCUAAGUCCUACGAUGUAGACCACGACAACCCCUAUUACAAUCACUACGAUGUGUACGAGAGACCCAGGUCCAGAUCCAGACCCGGAUAUGGCACAAGGUACCAUCAGUACGGUCUUCCAGACCUGGUGCUUGACCCAUACUACAUUCAGACAGCCGCCUACGUGCAGAGCACGCCAAUGUACAACCUCAGAUGCGCGUCUGAGGAGAACUGUUUGUCAAGCUCAGCCUACUUGGCCCGAGACUACGACACCCGAAUGCUGCUGCGCUUCCCCCAGAGAGUCAAGAACCAGGGCACGGCUGACUUCCGGCCCAGCAGGCCGCGCUACGCCUGGGAAUGGCACAGUUGUCACCAGCACUAUCACAGCAUGGACGAGUUCAGUCGCUACGAGCUUCUGGAUGCCACUUCGCAGCGGUCGGUCGCCGAGGGCCACAAAGUUAGCUUCUGCCUUGAGGACACGUCCUGCGACUACGGCUACUACAGGCGCUACGCUUGUACAUCACACACUCAGGGUUUGAGUCCAGGAUGUUACGACACCUACAACGCAGACAUCGACUGCCAGUGGAUUGACAUCACAGACGUGAAACCAGGGAAUUACAUCCUCAAGGUUAGCGUGAAUCCUUCCUAUCAGGUGCCAGAGGAAGACUACACCAACAACAUUGUGCGCUGUGACGUCCGCUACACGGGCAACUAUGCUUACUUGUCUGGUUGCCAUAUGGCGACGUAA
Nerophis lumbriciformis (worm pipefish) is the source of this 1203-nucleotide messenger RNA. The record is from RefSeq and is a predicted model, not a curated record. NCBI's taxonomy places the organism in Eukaryota, Metazoa, Chordata, Actinopteri, Syngnathiformes, Syngnathidae.